This is a messenger RNA of Penicilliopsis zonata CBS 506.65, 1317 nucleotides long. RefSeq lists its product as hypothetical. The record is from RefSeq and is a predicted model, not a curated record. Gene Ontology annotation, molecular function: transferase activity. Bases 1 to 1317 code for a protein of 438 amino acids. Gene Ontology annotation, cellular component: cytoplasm. Gene Ontology annotation, biological process: biosynthetic process. The transcript has 4 exons. Lineage: Eukaryota; Fungi; Ascomycota; Eurotiomycetes; Eurotiales; Aspergillaceae.
AUGCUGCAAGUCCCGCAUCGAGAACACAACACCAUGGCCUCGACAAAGGCUGUGAUCUUGGUUGGCGGUCCUUCGCGAGGAACCCGAUUCAGGCCUUUGUCCUUGGAUGUCCCCAAGCCCCUGUUCGAAGUCGCCGGCCAUCCGAUCAUCUACCACUGCCUCAAGGCCCUGGCCAAGGUCUCCGAUCUCCGCGAAGUGAUUUUGGUCGGAUACUACGACGAAACGGUCUUCCGCGACUUCAUCAAGGACUCGUCCAAGGAGUUCCCACAAUUCCGCAUCCAGUACCUGCGGGAAUACACUGCUCUGGGCACUGCGGGGGGUCUGUACCAUUUCCGCGAUGCCAUUCUCAAAGGCAAGCCCGAGCGCUUCUUCGUCCUGAACGCGGACGUCUGCUGCUCGUUCCCGCUCGGGGAAAUGCUGAAGCUGUUUGAGGAGAAGGACGCCGAGGCUGUUAUUCUUGGAACACGUGUGAGCAACGAGGCGGCCACCAACUUUGGCUGCAUCGUGUCCGACUCGCACACGAAGCGGGUGCUGCACUACGUCGAGAAGCCCGAGUCGCACAUCUCCAACCUGAUCAACUGCGGCGUCUACCUCUUCGCGACCGAGUGCAUCUUCCCUUCGAUCCGUAGCGCCAUCAAGCGGCGCACCGCCCGCCCGCGCAUCCUGUCGUACCCCUCGUCCGACAACCUGGACUCGUCGUUUGUUGCAGCCGACGACGACGACGCAGAGAAAACCGAGACCCUCCGCCUGGAACAGGACAUCCUGUCCGAUCUGGCGGACAGCAACCGCUUUUUCGUCCACGAGACCAAGGACUUCUGGCGCCAGAUCAAGACGGCCGGGUCUGCCGUGCCCGCCAACGCGCUGUACCUGCAAAAGGCCUUCCAGGCGCAGUCCGAGGAGCUGACCCCGCCUUCCGCUACGAUUGUACCCCCCGUGUUCAUCCACCCGUCAGCAACGGUCGACCCGACCGCCAAGCUCGGCCCCAACGUGUCGAUUGGCCCGCGCGCGGUGGUGGGCGCCGGCGCCCGCAUCAAGGACGCGAUCGUGCUCGAGGACGCGGAGAUCAAGCACGACGCGUGCGUGUUGCAUUCGAUCAUCGGCUGGAGCAGCCGUGUCGGUGCCUGGGCCCGCGUCGAGGGCACCCCGAUCCCCGUGGCUAGCCACUCGACUUCUAUUGUCAAGCAAGGAGUCAAGGUCCAGAGCAUCACCAUCCUGGGUAAGGAGUGUGGCGUCGGUGAUGAGGUGCGUGUACAGAACUGCGUCUGUCUACCCUACAAAGAGCUCAAACGGGACGUCGCCAACGAGGUCAUCAUGUAA